CACACACACACGCGCACACGCACACACACUGCAAGACUCCCCCUCUCACACACAGACUCUCUCUCUCCUCAUUGCCAUAACAACAGAUGCGCCGCAUCAGUCCGCUUGGAUCAGUACAGAAACCGCGGGGCGGAAUGAACCCGCACUGGUGCUGUUAAUAAGCCGCAGAAGAGGUCCCCGUUCAUCUAUUUACGUCUAACCGUUUCAACGGGCUCGCGGGAGAUCCUCAUCGGGGCUGUUCGAUAACGGCCCGAGCGGAAGCGCGGCGUGGGAAAGCGGGGGAAAUCUCCGGGGAUCUCCAGUCGGACCUCCGGCGCGCUCGCGUCUCCAUCUACGGUCGUUCCCGUGUGUUUCCGCCAUGGCUCGUGAGAACGGAGAGGUCGGGGGGGAUUGCUCAUGGAAGAAGCAGGUCGACGACAUCAAGGAGAUCUUUGAAUUCAAGGAGGUGCUCGGGACGGGUGCAUUUUCAGAGGUGGUCUUGGCGGAGGAGAGGGCCACGGGAAAGAUGUAUGCUGUGAAGUGUAUUCCCAAAAAGGCCCUGAAGGGAAAGGAGAGCAGCAUCGAGAACGAAAUCGCUGUUUUGCGCAAAAUUAAGCAUGAGAACAUAGUCGCACUGGAAGACAUCUAUGAAAGCUCCAAUCAUCUCUACCUUAUAAUGCAGCUUGUAUCUGGAGGCGAGUUGUUUGACCGGAUUGUGGAGAAAGGGUUCUACACAGAGAAGGACGCCAGCACGCUUAUCAAACAAGUACUAGAUGCUGUAAACUACCUCCACACUAUGGGCAUCGUGCACAGAGAUCUCAAGCCAGAGAAUCUGCUGUAUUUCAACCCUCAAGACGGAUCAAAGAUCAUGAUCAGUGAUUUUGGCCUGUCUAAGAUGGAGGGUACAGGUGAUGUCAUGUCCACAGCCUGUGGAACACCGGGAUAUGUCGCUCCGGAAGUUCUCGCUCAGAAACCGUACAGUAAAGCUGUCGACUGCUGGUCCAUCGGAGUCAUUGCCUACAUUUUGUUGUGUGGUUACCCUCCAUUUUACGAUGAAAACGACUCCAAACUUUUUGAGCAGAUCCUGAAAGCUGACUAUGAGUUUGACACACCAUACUGGGAUGAUAUAUCAGAUUCAGCAAAAGACUUUAUUAGUUGUUUAAUGGAAAAGGAUCCUGCUAAGCGAUACACAUGUGAACAGGCCCUUCGGCAUCCCUGGAUCGCAGAGGACACCGCACUCUGCAAGAACAUCCACGAGUCCGUCAGUCGACAAAUGCGCAAAAACUUCGCUAAAAGCAAAUGGAGGCAAGCCUUCAAUGCCACGGCCGUGGUUCGACACAUGAGAAGACUGCAGCUGGGCAGCAGCAUGGGUAGCAGCAUGGAUGCAAGCAACGCCAAUCAGAACCGAAUACUGAACGCAAACCAGACUGUGAACGCACCGCCGAACCAAACACCAACUACAUCGAAUACGACUGCGGCUCUCAACCAAAAUCACAAACCGGCUCAGAAUCCAAAUACAGUGAUUAUUAAUGACAUGGCGACAGGCGCUACGUCUAUACCACGCAAAGACUGUACAGCUCCACCCCACACUUCCUGUUCUCUGGCAUCAGCAGCCACUUCCACUGGCUCAGGGGCGGAGCCCUGCAGGCCACUCCCUCCCUCAGUUGCGUCGGUUAGCACAGUGGUAACUGGGACCAAGUGACGCCAGGUUCUGCGGGGAGAGAGCUGGGAGGCCACCGCCCUGUAAGCCCCACCCCUCAGCCCGCUCCCCGCCCUGCCGUCAAAGAAAGGCAGAGGACUGAUCCAUCGCCAUAGCAACCACCGAGAGGCAAAAAAAUGUGCGCCUAACGCACUUCGCAGUUUGACCUGCCUUUCAACCUCCAGGCAACUAGAGGGCGCAAUGCAUGCAGCGGCAGGUGAAGGGGAUUUCCAACAGAAAGCUUCCAUUUGGAGAAGAGGACAGAGCUGUGAUGUUUUUGCUGUGAAUUUGCUAAGUACUUCGUCAGCCAUGUUACCUUUUGAGUGGAAAAACUGCAGAGGUUUAGGUGUGAAAGCGUGCAUGGCUGUGUCCGCCCGUAUAAGUAGGCGGAGCCAAUGUCAAACAGUUCUUCUAGCUCUUCCCUCUUUCCUGCUGCCCUCAUCUCUAUUUGCUCACAAGUGUAUUGUAUUGUUAGCUAGCAUUUCUGAUCUAUUGGGGGCUUUUCAAGGAUUCGUCAUGCUGACCUGCAAAAGUGCUUUUAAAAUUACGUUAGACUGUUUCGCGACAUUUUCGAGUCGAGACUUUAUCUGUUUGCACAUAGGCUGUACAGUGAAUGAAUUACUGUAUUACGGACGAACAGGAAGUUAAUGCUUUGAGACCUUCAGCUUCACGAAUUUCAAGAUAUCAGUUAAAACAUGCUAUGUUUUAUUGUUAUCUUACUUUACUGGACUUUUUUAAACGCAGGGACAGAAUGGAGCCGAAGCAGUCCGAUGAAGCUUGUUCCUGUCGCUUUCCGCUUCAAACGUGACUUUGAGCUCCACGUACAGACAUAGUUGAUGUAAGAUUAUUGAAUAUAGUAUAGCUGUUAAUACUAAACACACACACAUCUCACGAAAAGCCAUGGCAGCGUCUUUUAUCGCCCAGUGUACGAGUUCUCAGGGAAUUCCACAGUUUCACUGGCCUAUAUGGUGGUAUAGUAAUACCUACAAGAUUGUCCUAAACAGCCAGAUUAAGGUGAAGCAGUAGUUUAGUUUGAUAAAGUUUGCCACUGCGUUCUCAUAAUGAUUGUAUGACCAGGUGGUAAAACGUUGUUGCUUUCACGUCAUUUUGGAAUCACCGUAACGAGUUAUCGAAACAUUGCGGUUUGUUCAAGGACAUCAGUAGAGAUUGGGGCGAGUGUAUCUGUUACCAUGGGUUUACACCAGAUGCGAGUUCAACGAUUUGCGCGGGUAGAUUACAUACAAAGUCAAUGCAAAGACGCGAUCAGAUGCGUCCUUGUCUGGGGCGAUGCGAAUGAUGCAGUAUGGGUGGCGCGUUUACACGAAAACAUGCAUUAUUCGCCUCAAACUUGUCUUCGCCCAAGUUCAAAAUAUUCAACUUGAGCGAAAAAAUGUCCAUGACACAAAAUGAAAUCCCGCGAGUUAUAAAGAACGAAUAACCUGAUGCACAGCGUUUGGUGUGUACGUAACAUUAGUCCGGAACUGGAACUGGGGAUUGUUUGGAAAACAGCAUAAAAGGAUUUUUUUGUUACUUUUUAGUUAGCUAUUUUUUUACUUUUCCUAAUGCUAGUGGUAGAGGAACUACUUUGUUUUUAAAGCUAGUAAUUGUAAGUACCCAUAUUUCAGUUUUAUGCGCUGUCAAAAUGUUGAAAGUUAUCAAGUGUUUUUGGCAUCAUCGGCUUUGUUGCUCUGAAAUUCGGCAUUCAGAGCAUCGUCAUAAUUACAGUAAUUCCAAAACGACGUGGACGCAGCAAAAGGAUUUUUAUUGACUGUAAACAUUUUUCCAGAAGUGGCUGAUUUUUAAGCAUUGGUUUAAGGGCUAAGUUCAGAUUUAUUCCCUUCCUUAGUGAUGGCUUACUAUCGUGUCACACAAUGUUUUGAAAGUAAGUGACUGAUGUCUUCUUUGCCCUUUACGGUUUGUUAAUAUCACAAGAGGAAAACUUGUCUACGGACGCAGGGAUUUAAGAGUAUGUGACAUUUUCCAAAGUGCCAUCAUGCAUUUUUCUUCACUUUCUUGAAUGUUGGUUUCAGUGUUGAUUAAAAUAUGACUCCUCAAUAUGGGGAGGUCCAAACUACUAUGAACUUACUUUCAUGUCGGAUCGGACGUGCGUUUUGUCUUCAUUCGCACAUUUGUGAGGAGUUUGUAAUCUGCUAAGCGUUUCAGAAAAUAACAAAAAGAUUUAUGGGUAACACUUGAUUUGACUUGAAGGGGUGUUCAUAAGACUGACAUGACAUCUUCAUAAUCAUGACAUGACACGUGUCAUGAACAUGAUUUUUUGAUUGCAAAGCCAUGACACCAUAUAAUCAUUGAUUCUUGGUGGUUGGCGGUUUUUCCUUUUGCUAAUAGGUAAAAUUACCAGAUUAACAGAUUUAUGAAAAAAAAUGUGGAAAAAAUAUUUAUCUGAUAAAUUUUUACAGACGUUUAAUUUAGUGGCCUUUUUUGUACACGAACAACCCAAAAGGGUAGUAAAUUUGCCCACGGUAUAUUGUUGAGUAUUUGAAAAAAUUCAAAGCAUUUUCUCAAAAUAUGUGUAAAUAUAAGAAUUGUCACCAAAAAUCAUUCCAUUUGCUGAAACACAGAGAAAGUUGUGGCUAAAUUAAACAUAAAAAAAUCAAAAAUGGUCAAAAAUUGCCUCAACACCCAUAAGGGUUAACAUUAAGUGUUAAUAUUUUGUCAAAUAGUUUUAUAACAGCGUCAUGAAUAUUUUUCUUGACCUCAACUACAGCGGUACAAUUUUUUUUUAAAUUAAAAUGUCAUUAAGUGUUAAUACUCUGUCAUAUAGUCUUUUUUUAUUUCCUCCAGAUGUUAAAAUAAAAUCAAAUGAAAUAAAAUCAGUCAUCCAAUAACAAUAAUAAUACCAAUUAAAAUGUAUAAAAUUAUAUUUUUGCAUUUGUAGAACGAUUCACCUAAAAUUAAAUAAAAACAGUACAAUGGGGGGUAAUCCAUGCAGCGUUGGGUCCAUAUCGCUGCAAAAACAUUAAUUUAAUGUCAAUUAAAUUAAUUAAAUUUUUUGUUAGUUUUUGUUAUGUCAGAAAACUUCAGAACCCUCUGUGUGUUGUUUUGGUAAUGUCAAGUUGUCAUGACAAGUUAUGAUGUAUUGGUUUAUGUCAAGUUGUCAUAACAAAGACAUCUCAAACAAUGUCAUCUUUGCAUUAAAAAUGACAUAAUUGAACAAAUUACACUUAACGACAGCUGUCAUAAACCUGCAUAAAAUCUCCUUCAUGUUCAUGACACGUGUCAUGCCAUGAUUAUGAAGGUGUCAUGUCAGUCUUAUGAACACCCCUUCAAGUAAAGUGUUACCAUUUAUGUUCGUAUGCUAAAAAUAUGUGUUGUGGUAACAAUGGAUUAUACUGCACAUUUAUUUUCCUACGUUUGAGUCAAUUACAGUGUAAGCAUGAAAUGUACCGGUUUAAACAGGAAGUUUCAGGUUUAAUAUGUUAAGCUCUAUCAGCAGUAUAUCAAAAGUUUUUAUGGUGAUAUUUAUUUAGAUUUAUGCAUUUGGGAGAUGCUUUUAUCCGAAGCGACUUCAUUUUUUAUCAGUACAGUAUGUGUGUUCUCUAGAAAUGGAACCCACACCCUUUGCGCUGCAAACGCAAUCUCAGUAAAGAAACUAGAAACUCAAUUGAGCUAUAGGAACACUUACAGUAGAAGUCUAUGGUGUGCCGCCAUUAAAACAAGUGUUAUUCAAGCAGUACAGCAGGGCUGGUUUAUUCAUGGGAGUGCAUUGUGUUCCUUCUAGUAUUGUGUAUAGUGUUUUACCAUAAUGUUGCUUUAUUGUCAUAGAAUUCAAAUUUUUCACAGAUGAUAACCAACAAUCACACUAACUUUUGUUAAUACAUUUAAUAUUUAAAGGUCCACUGUGUAGAUUUUACAUGGUGAGAUUGCAACCAACUGCUCAGUCCACAGCUCUCCCCUCUCUUUCGAAACGCAUAGAGAAGCUACAGUAGCCGCUAAACAUGUCAUCAUCUGUAGUGACAAAACAGGCUCUAUAAAGCAGUUUGUCCAUUUAGGGCUACUGUAGAAACAUGGUGGCAACUUCCAUGUAAAGGGCUUGUUAUAGUUGUGCGUAAGUCCUACGCCGUAGCCGCGACGGCAUUGGUUCCGCGUCCGUUUUCAUUUAUACUUUUGCGUUGUCGUCCGCCUCGACGUGCAAACACACAUGCAGACAGCUGGUAAGCAGAACUA
This is a messenger RNA of Misgurnus anguillicaudatus (oriental weatherfish), 5863 nucleotides long. It is a transcript of the gene camk1da, whose product is annotated as calcium/calmodulin-dependent protein kinase 1Da. Lineage: Eukaryota; Metazoa; Chordata; Actinopteri; Cypriniformes; Cobitidae. Gene Ontology annotation, molecular function: protein kinase activity; ATP binding. The record is from RefSeq and is a predicted model, not a curated record. Gene Ontology annotation, biological process: protein phosphorylation.